This is a messenger RNA of Xenopus laevis (African clawed frog), 1604 nucleotides long. RefSeq names its product prolyl-tRNA synthetase 2, mitochondrial L homeolog (gene pars2.L). Gene Ontology annotation, biological process: prolyl-tRNA aminoacylation; tRNA aminoacylation for protein translation. Gene Ontology annotation, molecular function: ATP binding; aminoacyl-tRNA ligase activity; proline-tRNA ligase activity. The transcript is spliced from 2 exons. The record is from RefSeq and is a predicted model, not a curated record. Gene Ontology annotation, cellular component: mitochondrial matrix; mitochondrion; cytoplasm. The coding region runs from base 133 to 1533 and encodes 466 amino acids. NCBI's taxonomy places the organism in Eukaryota, Metazoa, Chordata, Amphibia, Anura, Pipidae.
CGGAAGGAGUCAAAGAACAAGAAGUUUCGGCGCUGUGGGGCUUUUUAAACAGCGUUCCGGGACUUCAGGCUGAAAAACGAGAGUAUUGGGCGGUAUGAGUUUUCUGCUGUCUGAAAACCCCAAAUACUUGCCAUGGUGUGGUUGUUGAGAGCAUGCUGCAGAGUAUCGCUGCCUCACAUAGUCACAUGCAGGAAUCAUCAUGUUUCAGCUAAAGGGAAACGUCGCUUGUUGUCUCGGCUAUACCAGCCUAGGAGUCUUUGGGAGGUAAAAUCCUCUGAAACGGAAUCCAAGCCCAAUGAGCCCACAAGUAAGAGCCAGAAGCUCAUGAUCAAGGCAGGUUUAAUCCGUCCCUCCAACCCUGGAUGUUUUCACUACCUACCAUACACUGUGCGUGCCAUGGAGAAGCUGAUCCGUUUGAUUGACAAAGAAAUGCAGGACAUUGGUGGACAGAAGAUUGACAUGCCAACCUUAGGCUCGGCUGCACUGUGGAGGCAGAGUGGACGGUGGGAUUUAAUGGGAAAAGAACUUUUCCGUUUGAAGGAUAGACAUAACCAGGAAUACUGCUUGGGUCCUACUCAUGAAGAGCUUGUCACACACCUUGUUGCUUCAGAGGGUGGCAUUAACAACAAAGAACUUCCUUUGCUUCUUUACCAGAUAACAAGAAAGUUUCGAGAUGAGCAAAGGCCGUGCUUUGGUUUGCUACGUGGCAGAGAGUUUUACAUGAAAGAUAUGUAUACCUUUGAUAUAUCAGAAGAAUCGGCAUAUGAAACAUAUAGAAAUGUGUGUGAUGCCUACUCAAACAUUUUUAGGGCACUGGGAGUUCAUUUUGUGAAAGUUCAAGCAGAUACAGGCAAUAUUGGUGGAAAAAUGUCCCAUGAAUUCCACUUGCCUGCAAAUAUUGGGGAGGACAGGUUACUGGUGUGUGGGAGCUGUGACUUCUCUGCCAAUGUAGAGCUAUUACUGCAUGAUGAAAAGAACUGUCCAGUGUGCACAGGGCAGUUAAAAGAGACUAAAGGCAUUGAGAUAGGACAUACUUUCUAUCUUGGCACUAAAUAUUCCCAUGUUUUUAAGGCUAAUUGCUAUGAUUCUCAGAAAACACCUUUUUUAGCAGAAAUGGGUUGUUAUGGGAUUGGUGUUUCAAGACUACUGGCAGCUUCCUUGGAAGUUCUCAGCAAUGAAGAUGAUAUUCAUUGGCCUGGACUUAUUGCUCCUUAUCAAGUUUGUCUGAUUUCCCCAAAGAAAGGAAGCAAAGAAAUAGAAGCCAUAUCUGUUGCAGAAACACUUUAUGAUGAUAUUAUACAGUCAGUUUGUGGGCUCAGAGAUGAGACUGUUUUGGAUGAUAGGAGUUAUCUGACUAUUGGUAAACGGGUUAAAGAAGCCCAUAUGAUGGGUUAUCCAUAUGUCAUUGUUAUUGGCAAGAAGGCUUUAGAGACCCCAUCUUUGUUUGAAGUAAGGAGUCAUAACACAGAUGAAGUGCACUUUUUGUCUAGAGAAGGUGUAAUUGACUUUUUACGGAGAGUAGAAGUAAUCUAAAUUAUUGCAACAAAUGUCACAUUUAUUGUUUUUUUAUUUAGGUACAAAUAAAGACAAUUCAUAUGACACUA